AUGGCGGAGACCUCUCUCAUCCAGACAAUUCCGAAAAAAUAUGAUGCUUUUCCUACACUUCGAAGCAUGAUGGCUGAUAUCUUGAAGCCAGCUCUUUGCUUCGAUGUACUUUCUAGUACUUCAUGGACCGUAAUGCUUUGUCAACGGCAGGCUCUUGAGGAUCUGGGAUUAAACGGCACGCAGUACAACACCUGCGUCAGGUCCCUCCUCGGUCACUGUUUCCAAUUCACUCGCCAUUGUCGGGCUGACAGUAACCUGGACAAUGUGUAUACACUGUAUACACUCCCUACCUAUGUGUUUGCGAGCGCCAUGUACGCUAAUAUUGGGCUUUCUGCCGGCGUGGUGAUUUUAGCGUGGGUAAUGCGGCCCAUUCUCAUGAGGGAAAACAAGAAGCUGCGGGAGUAA
Messenger RNA from Aspergillus ochraceoroseus IBT 24754, 405 nucleotides. RefSeq lists its product as uncharacterized. The record is from RefSeq and is a predicted model, not a curated record. Lineage: Eukaryota; Fungi; Ascomycota; Eurotiomycetes; Eurotiales; Aspergillaceae. The coding region runs from base 1 to 405 and encodes 134 amino acids. The transcript is spliced from 3 exons.